AUUGUAUCCUCGUCUUAUCUCAACUCUGAUAACAUUGAUGCAGUAAUAAUAUUAUAUUAGGAAAAACGAGUAUGGACCCCGAGGAUGAGAUCGAAGGGUUCAGGGUGGUUGUAGAAUCUUUAAAAAAUCUUGGAGUAAAAUACAUUUUUGGAGUUGUUGGAAUUCCAGUUGUCGAGAUAGGAGUAGCAGCUCAGCAGAUUGGAAUCCAAUAUGUUGGGAUGAGAAACGAACAAGCUGCUUGCUAUGCUGCUCAAGCUAUAGGAUACCUAACAGGCUGGCCAGCUGCUUGUCUAGCUGUUUCUGGACCAGGAGUUCUUCACUGUAUCGCUGGUCUUGCUAAUGCUAAGGAGAAUUGUUGGCCUAUGAUUCUUAUUGGUGGAUCUAGUGAAACAAGGCAGGAGGGAGUUGGGGCUUUUCAAGAGUGGCCUCAAAUAGAAUCAGUCAGGGUGAGUACAAAGUACUGUGGACGUCCGGCUCAGGUUGACCUCAUCCCUCGCCAGCUUGAGAGAGCGGUCAGAACAUCAGUGUAUGGACGUCCUGGACCUUGCUAUAUUGAUCUUCCAGGUGAUAUGUUGAAUAUGAGAGUCAAGUACAAAGAUGUUUACUUCAAUCCUUUGCCUCCUCCACCUCCAAAGAUGCUUCCUGAAGAUAGAAAUAUGAUGGAGGCCAUUGAACUUCUUAAGUCUGCAAAAAGACCGCUCAUAAUAAUUGGAAAGGGAGCAGCAUAUGGUCGGGCUGAGAUGGAGUUGAGAGCCUUAACCCGGGAGCUAAAUAUCCCAGUUCUUCCAACACCUAUGGGUAAAGGAGUUAUUCCUGAUGACUCCGACUUGGUGAUUAGCGCAGCAAGAUCUAAAGUUUUAGAGGAGGCUGAUGUUGUUCUACUGGUUGGAGCAAGGUUAAACUGGAUGCUACACUUUGGCACACCACCAAGAUGGUCAUCAACUGUUAAAGUAAUCCAGAUGGAUAUCUGCGCAGAGGAAAUGCAUAAUUCUAUACAUUCAUCUGUAGCUCUUCAAGGAGAUAUUCAGGUUACUACUGCUCGCUUAAAUAUUCUAAAAGGAAACUUCAAAUUCAGCAAUUCUUCCCCCUGGUGGAUAGAGUUAAGAAAGAAAUGUAGAGAAAAUGGUGCCUCUACGCAUGAACUCUGCAUGGAUGAGACUGUUCCCCUGAACUACUACGCGGCAUUCAACCAGUUUUCCCAAACCAUACCAGACAGUACAUACAUAGUCAGUGAAGGAGCAAAUACAAUGGAUAUUGGACGAACUAUGCUGAAAAAUAACCUUCCUAGGCACAGGUUGGAUGCUGGUACCUUCGGAACCAUGGGAGUAGGACUAGGGUUUGCUAUUGCAACAGCACUUUAUGCUAGAGAUAACGACCCUGGAGCUAGGGUUCUUUGUGUCGAAGGAGACUCAGCUUUUGGAUUUUCUGGUAUGGAAAUAGAAACCAUUGCAAGAUAUAAUUUGCCUAUAGUUAUUGUAAUUAUCAACAACAGUGGAAUCUACUCUGGCUUUGACAAGGAGUUAUACAGUGAGUUGGUUUCUGAUGAGAACAUAUGUAUUGCUUCUCCUCCUACCUCCCUUCUACCUGGAGUUCAGUAUGAGAAGAUGAUGGAUAUGGUUGGGAUGACAGGAGUAACAUGCUCUAAACCUCAGGAGAUCAAAACUGCUGUCAAAAAUGCUCUAGCUGUGAAUCGAGCCACUAUUAUCAAUAUUAUGAUAAAUCCUAUGGCCGGAAGGAAAGCACAGCAACAUGAAUGGUUGACUAAAUCUAAAUUAUAAAUUAGUUUAUACAGGGUUAGAUAAUAAACAUUGAAAUUACUUAA
Eurytemora carolleeae is the source of this 1822-nucleotide messenger RNA. RefSeq names its product 2-hydroxyacyl-CoA lyase 1 (gene Hacl). The coding region runs from base 72 to 1778 and encodes 568 amino acids. NCBI's taxonomy places the organism in Eukaryota, Metazoa, Arthropoda, Copepoda, Calanoida, Temoridae. Gene Ontology annotation, molecular function: magnesium ion binding; catalytic activity; thiamine pyrophosphate binding. Gene Ontology annotation, biological process: fatty acid alpha-oxidation. The transcript is spliced from 21 exons. The record is from RefSeq and is a predicted model, not a curated record. Gene Ontology annotation, cellular component: peroxisome.